This is a messenger RNA of Bufo gargarizans (Asiatic toad), 1107 nucleotides long. RefSeq lists its product as uncharacterized. Bases 11 to 1000 code for a protein of 329 amino acids. Lineage: Eukaryota; Metazoa; Chordata; Amphibia; Anura; Bufonidae. Gene Ontology annotation, molecular function: nucleic acid binding. Gene Ontology annotation, biological process: DNA integration. The transcript has 2 exons. The record is from RefSeq and is a predicted model, not a curated record.
GGCACCGAAGAUGGCAAACCUCCCGUAUGACCGACUAAGUAUGGAUCCACCCUUCACCAAUGUUGGCCUAGACGUGUUUGGACCUUGGCCUGUGGUUGUCCGACAAACCAGGGGAGGCCGUGCGCACGGGAAACGUUGGGCGAUUAUGUUCACCUGUCUGUCCAUCAGAGCUGUCCAUAUUGAAGUAAUUGAAUCUAUGGAUACUUCCUGUUUCAUUAAUGCUUUCCGACGUUUCAUUGCCAUUAGAGGACCUGUCAAACACAUUCGUUCUGACCGAGGCACAAACUUUGUCGGAGCAGCAAGAGAACUACAACUCUCUUCCAACUUGGAUGUUAACAACAUAGAAAGAUACCUCAGUGAACGAGGAUGUACUUGGACCUUCAACCCACCACACUCUUCUCACAUGGGAGGUGCUUGGGAGAGGAUGAUAGGCAUCGCACGGAGAAUCCUCGACUCAAUCUUCUUACAAGAAGGAUCUUCAAAGCUGACUCAUGAAAGCCUGACUACCUUCAUGGCAGAAGUAUCGGCUAUCAUAAAUGCCAGACCGCUAACCCCGAUUUCUAGCGAUCCUGAUGACCCAACAGUUCUCACACCCGCCACACUGCUUACCCAAAAGACUGAACAAAUUUGUGCUCCAUCUGGAGAAUUCAAUUCCAAAGAUCUUUACAAAAAUCGAUGGAGACAAGUACAGAGUCUCUCAAACUCGUUCUGGGACAAGUGGAAAAAGCAAUACAUUCCCACUCUUCAACCGAGGAGAAAGUGGCAAACCAACAAGCCUAACCUCCAGACUGGCGAUGUAGUCCUAAUGAAAGACUGCCAGUCACGGAGAAACGAGUGGCCGUUAGGACUUGUGACUAAGACAUUCCCAAGUAAGGACGGAAUUGUACGCAAAGUAGAAUUGAAAAUACGGAGACAGGGAGAGACCAAAUUGUUCCUCAGACCAGUAGGAGAACUCGUUCUACUGUUUGCACCAAAAGAAUACAAUAGUGACGUCGGUUGACGUCAAGCGGGGAGUGUUCUGUCCCCAGAUUCAGUUCCAGUUGUUUCUGUCUCUUUAUCAGUUGACAUGGCAUUUUAACUGUUGUAAUUCAUUUGCAUUACAUUGUG